Dibothriocephalus latus is the source of this 606-nucleotide messenger RNA. NCBI's taxonomy places the organism in Eukaryota, Metazoa, Platyhelminthes, Cestoda, Diphyllobothriidea, Diphyllobothriidae. The record is from the annotation of a GenBank genome assembly.
AUGAUUUCUCUACUGAUUAGCCGCAAUGUCUCUGACCCUCCAAGCUUACUCGCAUAUCCUCCACUUGCAGCCAUUGAUCUGGACUGGACAUCCCCACUAGGGCUAAUUGUACUCCCGCAUGGCGGACCACAUUCCAAUUUCUCUACUGAGUGGUUGGGCCUAGUGACAGCGUUCGUUGCCAGUGGCUUUGCCUGCCUUCUCGUCAAUUAUCGUGGGUCGACAGCCUACGGAAACAAUAGUGUGCAUUGUCUGCCCGGACAAUGCGGUAUACUCGACGUGGCUGACUGUGUCCAGGCCACUAAGGAGGCACAGGCACGUUUGCCUGGCGUUCCAACCCUUCUGAUGGGUGGUUCGCAUGGUGGCUUCCUAGUGCUCCAUCUUGCCGGCCGCUACCACGAUCUGUAUCGGGCUGUUGUUGCCAGAAACCCCGGCAUUCAAUUUGUGCGUACGUUACGCGCAAAUGUGGGAGCUCGAGGUGAAGAGAUGUGCCAAAUCCUGGGUUUUCCUGCGGAGUCCCAUCCCAUCGAGUCGCCGGCUGCUUCGAAGAACAACUUCAUACAGAUAAUCGAGUGGUACUACAAGUCACUUGGCCUCUUGGCAGCCUAA